Messenger RNA from Aureobasidium namibiae CBS 147.97, 741 nucleotides. RefSeq lists its product as uncharacterized. The coding region runs from base 1 to 741 and encodes 246 amino acids. The transcript is spliced from 2 exons. The record is from RefSeq and is a predicted model, not a curated record. NCBI's taxonomy places the organism in Eukaryota, Fungi, Ascomycota, Dothideomycetes, Dothideales, Saccotheciaceae.
AUGUCAACACCAACAACCAACAAGCGACGACGCAUCGAAUCCCCUGUUCAUUAUGGACCCUACGACACAGAAGACCUACCACAAAACAGAGAUCUCGCGGAUCAAUCUUGGACACGACAUGAAAGCAGUCCAACUGAAGCGCAGAUCACCGCGAUCGUCGAUAAGCUCGACGAGUCAGAAGUACGGAAGUUUAUGACAAAGCCCAUCGAAGAUAUGGACGAGUCGGAUGUAUGGGAGCUCUUGAUCAAUACUGCAGUCUCUAAUGAGCUCGUCUAUAUCGAUCUAAAUCUUGAUAUUGAAAUGCACGUACAGGAGGUCGACUAUAUCAUCAACGAACAAUACGCCGGGUUGAGUGAACGGAGGCAGUACGACAAAGCAGGGGAGGCAGCCGAACUGGUCGAAACGGAGAUUGCAAAGAUUGCGCGACGCGUCACCAAGAAGAGUCGAUACACAACAAAGCUCAGCGCUAUACUUGGAUUAUGUCGAAUUGGAUCUGUUGUCGCCAGGGCCGGUAGUUCUGUCGGUGCCGAAGUUCGCAACCAGAUUGGUAACGAUGAUAUAUUAGUACGCACCAUGCUGAGUAUCGCAGACCUCAUGACAAUCGAGGAGAAGGCAGCCUUGAACAACGACGAUACGAAAGCUCUUACGGCAUUCGACAGAGAGCGAAAGGAUCACGCUAUCUUCCACAACUUCAACAAGAUUCUCGACGCUUUCAAAAGCUCCUUCAGGCUUACAUAUUGA